This is a messenger RNA of Aspergillus steynii IBT 23096, 780 nucleotides long. RefSeq names its product SDR family NAD(P)-dependent oxidoreductase. Lineage: Eukaryota; Fungi; Ascomycota; Eurotiomycetes; Eurotiales; Aspergillaceae. Bases 1 to 780 code for a protein of 259 amino acids. The record is from RefSeq and is a predicted model, not a curated record. The transcript is spliced from 3 exons. Gene Ontology annotation, molecular function: oxidoreductase activity, acting on the CH-OH group of donors, NAD or NADP as acceptor.
AUGCCUCUCGAAACCGGACUCAAGGGCGCUCAUGUCCUCAUUACUGGCGGAACUCGUGGCAUGGGCCAGUCCAUGGUUCAUGAAUUCCUGAAAGAGGGAGCCAACGUGUCCUAUUGCGCCCGCACCGUCACCAACACCGAAUACGAUGACUUCCACCAGACGCUUCCUGCCGACAAUUCGGCCCGAGCGGUCGGCACCGCCCUGAAUGUCGCUUCAAAGGAAGCCAUCGUCGACUGGGUGAAGGCCUCCGCCGACCGAGUAGGCCGAAUCGACGUCGUCAUUGCAAAUGCCUCGCCCAUGCACAUGGAAGGAGAAACCCACCAUUGGCAAGAAAGCUUCGCGAUCGAUGUGAUGGGAUUUGUCGAGUUAGUCAAGGCCGCCGAGCCGUACCUCGAGAAAUCGCCCCAGGCGUCCGUCAUCGUGCAAAGUUCCUUCAUGGGUCGCGAGUUCUACCGCAGCCCUCCGGCUGCCUAUGGCCCGUGCAAGGCUGCUCAGUUGCAGCAUGUGCAGGAACUUUCGCACUACCUGGGCCCCAAAGGUAUUCGCGUUAACGCCAUCUCGCCCGGUCCGGUCCUGUGUGAAGGCGGUCCGUGGGAGAAGUACUCCAAGUUGAUGCCUGAGUGGGUGGAGGAGCAGCGCCAGAAGAUCCCCUUGAAGCGAUUGGGUGGGCCUCAGGAAAUCGCCAAUGUGGCCGUGUUUCUCGCGAGUCCGCUUGCUAGUUUUGUGACGGGCACUAAUAUCUUAGCGGAUGGUGGGAUUCAUGUUGGCACCCAGUUUUAG